AUGGGGCCUACCCUAGCGUUUCCCACCCCAUUCGGCUGUAUUGGCUGCAAGCUGCCUCAGCCAGACUACCCACCGGCUCUAAUCACCUUCAUGUUCUGCGCAAUGGUUAUUACCAUUGUCGUAGACCUGAUCGGCAACUCCAUGGUCAUUUUGGCUGUGACAAGGAACAAGAAGCUCCGAAAUUCCGGCAACAUUUUUGUCGUCAGCCUCUCUGCAGCCGAUAUACUGGUGGCCAUCUACCCCUAUCCUCUCAUGCUGCACACCAUGUCCAUUGGAGGAUGGGAUCUGAGCCAGUUCCAGUGCCAGAUGGUCGGGUUCAUCACAGGGCUGAGUGUGGUCGGUUCCAUCUUCAAUAUCCUGGCCAUCGCCAUCAACCGGUACUGCUACAUCUGCCAUAGCCUCCAAUAUGAACGCAUCUUCAGCAUGCGCAACACCUGUAUCUACCUGGUGGUCACCUGGAUCAUGACUGUCCUGGCUGUGCUGCCCAACAUGUACAUCGGCACCAUUGAGUAUGAUCCUCGCACCUACACCUGCAUCUUCAACUACCUGGACAACCCUGUCUUUGUCGUGACCAUCGUCUGCAUCCACUUCGUCUUCCCUCUCCUCCUAGUGGGUUUCUGCUACACAAGAAUCUGGACCAGAGUGCUGGCGGCCCGUGACCCGGCUGGACAGAAUCCCGACAACCAACUUGCUGAGGUUCGCAAUUUUCUAACCAUGUUUGUGAUUUUCCUCCUCUUUGCAAUGUGCUGGUGCCCAAUCAAUGUGCUCACUGUCUUGGUAGCUCUCAGUCCGAAGGACAUGGCAAGCAAGAUCCCCAAUUGGCUUUAUCUUGCAGCCUACUUCAUAGCCUACUUCAACAGCUGCCUCAAUGCUGUGAUCUAUGGGCUCCUCAAUGAGAACUUCCGACGCGAAUACUGGACCAUCUUCCACGCUAUAAGGCACCCUAUCCUGUUCCUCUCUGGCCUCAUCACCGAUAUCCGUGAGAUGCAGGAGGCUCGUGCCAUGGCUCGAGCCCGUGCCCGCGCCCGUGCCCGUGCCCAAGCCCAUGAACAAGCCCAUGAGCAAGAGAGUGCCCUUGCCUGUCCUGCUGUGGAGGGAACCCCGAUGGGUGUCCGGAAUGUUCUACUACCUGGUGGUGCUGCAGCUGGCCACCUCGACCAUGCCUCUGGCCACCCCAAGUCCCGUUCCAGGUCCGCCUCUGCAUACCGUAAGCCUGCCUCUAGCCACUACAAGUCUGUCCCUAGGCACUCCAAGGCUGCCUCUGGCCGCUCCAAGUCUUCCACAAUCUACCCUAAGCCUGCCUUGGUCCACUUCAAGGCUGAUUCUGUCCAUUUCAAGCCUGCCUCUGUCCAUUUCAAGCCCACUUGCAGUCACCCUAAGCCUGUUGCUGGUCUCCACCGCUCUGUUGGCAAGCCUGCUCUCAGCCCUGCCGCCAGGCACUCUACACCUCCCACUGGCCACAUCAGGCCUGCUGCCAGGCAUCCUGAGCCUACUGCUGCCGGCUAUCUGGAUCCUGUUGUCUCUGACCACCCUGAGCCUGCCACUAGCAGCCAUGCUGAGCCCACUGCUGUUGGCCACUCUGAGUUCUCUGCCUCCCAAUACCUGGAGACCACCACCUCCAGUCACCUGGAGUCUGAUGUCAGUGACCUCUCUGAGCCUGCUUCCAGUCCCACCACUGGGUCCCCCAAGCCUAAGGCCAGCCAGCUGGAGUCUGCUGCUGCCCUUCCUGACCCUACUGUAGUCGCCACUGCCACCAACGAUUCCCAUGAGGUUGUGGUUAUUGAUGUUGAAAAUGAUUCUUAUGAAAUGGCUGUGUGA
This is a messenger RNA of Lepus europaeus (European hare), 1818 nucleotides long. RefSeq names its product G protein-coupled receptor 50 (gene GPR50). Gene Ontology annotation, molecular function: melatonin receptor activity. The transcript is spliced from 2 exons. Gene Ontology annotation, biological process: G protein-coupled receptor signaling pathway. Lineage: Eukaryota; Metazoa; Chordata; Mammalia; Lagomorpha; Leporidae. The coding region runs from base 1 to 1818 and encodes 605 amino acids. The record is from RefSeq and is a predicted model, not a curated record. Gene Ontology annotation, cellular component: membrane.